Nipponia nippon (crested ibis) is the source of this 468-nucleotide messenger RNA. NCBI's taxonomy places the organism in Eukaryota, Metazoa, Chordata, Aves, Pelecaniformes, Threskiornithidae. The record is from RefSeq and is a predicted model, not a curated record.
AUGUCCGUGUCACUAGCAAGCGUAGGAGAAGAACUGAAAGAUAACUUUUUGCGGGCCCUGGCAGAAAGAGAGGAAGCCAAUCGUACUGGAAAAAUUUCUUCCAUAAUCUUCAUUCGUGACCGAAAUUCUCGUCGCCAGGAGGUGUCCGCGUACGUCGACUAUGCACACAGACUGACAACAGAUGAUUUUGAAGUCUACUUCAGCGGGAAGAAAAGACUUCUCCCUCGGACCACUGAUCUGAGCUUUUACAACUGGGAUAGAAAUGUCAGCACUUCAAAUUCCAGCCCAAAUUACCAAGUGAUUGCAGAAAAUGCCUGUGGACUACUCUUCGAGAACAAAAGUGAUAGGAAAAUAAUAAAUGUGGAUCCCAAGGCCUACCCAGGAGACAACACAACGCGGACGCCUGUUGAAACACAUCUCUAUCUCCAUGUUGUUAUCUAUGACCAUAUCAUCAGAAAAGGGACCUAA